Messenger RNA from Cyprinodon variegatus (sheepshead minnow), 836 nucleotides. Its product is annotated as trace amine-associated receptor 1-like. Gene Ontology annotation, biological process: chemical synaptic transmission; G protein-coupled receptor signaling pathway, coupled to cyclic nucleotide second messenger. The annotation marks the transcript as partial. The transcript has a single exon. NCBI's taxonomy places the organism in Eukaryota, Metazoa, Chordata, Actinopteri, Cyprinodontiformes, Cyprinodontidae. Gene Ontology annotation, molecular function: G protein-coupled serotonin receptor activity; neurotransmitter receptor activity. The record is from RefSeq and is a predicted model, not a curated record. Gene Ontology annotation, cellular component: dendrite; membrane.
GUAGACAGAUAUCACGCAGUGUGUCAGCCUCUAACGUAUAAAUCUAAAAUCAAUGGCCGAGUUGUCUUCAUCAUGAUUGCUGUCAGCUGGGGUGUUUCUGUGCUCGUUGCAAUUGCUGUGGUGCAAACUAGAUCAAACAAUGAUAAAUGUCAGGACACAUGCUUUAUUGACGUUAUCAUUGCAAACAUUGUUGGACCUUUAUUUUCAUUUUACCUUCCUGUUGUCAUCAUGCUUUGCAUUUAUAUGAAGAUAUUUGCUGUUGCACAGAGACAAGCACGAAGCAUCCAAUCUACGACAAAGCCUGGAGCAACAGUCAGUAAGAUGGAGAGAAAAGCAACCAAAACUCUGGCUGUUGUUUUAGGAGCUUUUCUGUUCUGCUGGGCUCCUGUCUUCUUUUGCAUCACUUUUCAACCUUUAGAAAAUAAUUUAGCACCAAUUCAUAUUAUUGAAAUUCUCGCUUGGCUUGCACUGUCAAACUCUACACUAAAUCCAUUUAUUUAUAGUUUCUUUUAUAGCUGGUUCAGGUCGGCCUUCAAGAUGAUUAUUUCUGGGAAAAUCUUUAAAGAAAACUUUGUUAACUUGAAUUUGCACUAAAGCUUAAUCUAAAGAAUGGACAGAGAUGUAAAAUUAUAUUCAGUGAAUGUGGCUGGAUUUUGUUCAUAAAGCAAUAGUUUGAUUGGUUGAAGUCUUUUCCAGCAUUUAUUUAACUGGUUUAACCAACUGAAAGCAGCAGUUAUUGUAGAUCCUUUAAGAACUGGUCAGUUUUUUUUCCCCCAACCACAUUCUUAGGGUUUACUUUUUGCACAUAAAAGGUGAAGCUGAAAAACAGAGAGAAA